UAAAUACUCAGUUGGUCAGAUCAGAGGAAGUGAACAACCACAGGAAGGGUGGAUAGUAUUUGAAGAAAGAGUUGUGAGCAUGUAAUGAAGAGGAAGACUGACAAAAAGAGAAAAUGGCUGAUAAGGGUCAUUUGUGUCUGAGGGGACUGAUCUUUCUCUCUUCACUUCUCACAGGUACCAGUGGAAUAGAUGAGACUCAUGUGUUCAUCAAAUCUGGUGAAAAUGUCCAUCUGUCCUGUAAUAAUGCUCUUCCUGACUGCAAAUCAACACAUUGGAUCUAUAAUGGAAUCAGUCAUUCAGAGACAGUUGAACUGACUGCUGGAGGGAUAAAGAAGACAGGCAUUGAGAGACAUGAGAGACUGAGUUUGGGGUAUAAUUGCUCUCUGAACAUCAUGAACGUCACAGAAGAAGAUUAUGGAUCUUACACCUGCAGACAAUAUGUGAAUGACAAACAACAAGGAACUGAUGCUCGUGUUUCUUUGCAUGUUCUCCGUGUCUCUUCAUCAUCCUCACAGACUGAGAUCAGUGCAGGCCGCUCUGUGACUCUCUCCUGUCAGUUGUAUUCAUUUGCUGGAGUCUCUUGUGAUCGUUGGAUCCAUUCUGAGGGAAUUGAGCUGUUCUGGGUGAAUCAGGCUGGUGUUAAACUGAUGAGAUCAGACUCCAGAUAUCAGAUAUCAGCUCCAGGACACUGUAUCAGCACUCUGAAUACAACACUCCUGAAUGAAGAUCACAACAGAGAGUGGAGAUGUCAGCUUACUCAGGGAAAUCAAGUCAAGAUCUCAGCCACAUAUACUGUCAAGAUCUCAGCUCGAGCUGCUUCGAUGACAGCAGUGAUUCCAGUCCACAUCACAAACUCUCAAACUACAAACAAGCACAUAACUAAAGACAUGAUCACAGAUCCAGGAAAAACUGAACUCAGCAGGACUACUGGAUCAUUAUUCAGAGAGAUCUUGAUUAUUCUUGAGACGGCAGUGUUUGCUGCUCCUACUGUGAUUCUUCUUCAGAUCAUCUGUGCAAGAAGAGCUGGAAGGAAGAACUCGCAGCACCUAGAGGAAAUAUGAAUACAAUAUUAGAAUAAAAUCCUCUCUACAAAUAACAGGCCAGAUUACAGCAAGAUUUAUCUUCAUCUCAGUGAUAUUAGGGAUAUUUGCAUACAGCUUUCAAGGAUAUUUGCUCCAUUUUUUGUACUGAAUGCUUUAAAUGUAAUAUUAAAUACAGAGAUCAACAGAGCAAGACAAAUACCUUUAAUGACCACAAAUGAUUAUUACAGAAAUUAUAAUAUAAAUGCCUGGCAAUUUUCUAACCUUGAUUCAUCUAAACAUUACAUUAAACUUUUUACAGAAGGCUUUCAAAAUUUUGUAAUAGUCUAUUUUAACGUUGUUUAAUUAUCAUAUUUACAGAUGCAUUUUUUUUUUUCACUGAUCAUUUCAGUGCAGACACAAAUUGUCAUUUAUGAAAAUAUGUGAAUGAUUGUCUUCUCCACAUCAUGCUUACAUCAUGUUUCAACAUGU
Molecule: messenger RNA, 1511 nt
Organism: Onychostoma macrolepis
Lineage: Eukaryota; Metazoa; Chordata; Actinopteri; Cypriniformes; Cyprinidae
Exons: 7
Coding region: 114-1061 (315 amino acids)
Biological process (GO): T cell activation; interleukin-15-mediated signaling pathway; positive regulation of ERK1 and ERK2 cascade
Cellular component (GO): external side of plasma membrane; membrane raft
Molecular function (GO): protein tyrosine kinase binding; MHC class II protein binding
Source: RefSeq, a predicted model, not a curated record